Caenorhabditis briggsae is the source of this 2907-nucleotide messenger RNA. Gene Ontology annotation, molecular function: protein binding. Gene Ontology annotation, cellular component: EMC complex. The record is from RefSeq and is a predicted model, not a curated record. Gene Ontology annotation, biological process: protein folding in endoplasmic reticulum. NCBI's taxonomy places the organism in Eukaryota, Metazoa, Nematoda, Chromadorea, Rhabditida, Rhabditidae. The transcript has 8 exons. Bases 1 to 2907 code for a protein of 968 amino acids.
AUGAGGUUACCACUACUGGUAACGAUAGCGUUUUUCGCCAGCACAUCGGCGAUUUUUGAAGAUCAAGUUGGGAAAUUCGACUGGAGAAAACCGCUGAUCGGGUGUCCGGCCAAUUUGCAUUUCGAUAAAGCUGGAAGCAAAUCGGACCGUUUGAUCAUCUCCACAGAGCAAUCGAUUCUAGCAUCGCUAGUAUUGAAUACGGGAAAUAUUGGAUGGCGGAAAAUCAUGGAGGACACUCCAGAAACGCCGAACGGGCAGACAUUCACCAAGGAUCGAGAAUAUAUCUACUCUAUCGCAUCCGACGGCCGAUCCGUACGUGUUUGGCAUAAGAACAACGGAGUGAUGGCUCGCCAGCUAACAAUUUCCGAAGAGAAGUCGUCAGUUCAGGCGAUCCACGUGGCAAAGGAGAAACUAUUCGUGGCAAGCGGCAGGACUUUGGUGGCUUACCGGUCGAGCGAUGAGAAGCCACUAGAGACAGUAGUGGUGAAGAAAGAGAGAUCAUUCUCCGCUUUCUUCCAACUCGACGAGUCCCUAAUCCACGUGUCAGCGCAUCCAGGAGACUCCCAUCUGGAACUAAUUAAAAUCAACGAUGAUGGCUCGUUUGACAGCCCGAGCGAGCUGAAAAUGGAAGGAUUUUCAGUGGAAAAGUGCCACGCACACUCCCAGUACAUCUCUUGUCUCAAGGGAUCUCAGCUUUUGGUCGUCGACGUUUUCAAACAAAAAGUGCACAAACUCCAAUUGGAUUCUGACCAAUAUCACUUGCUUCCAAGCACCGGGAAGCUCAUCUUGACACGUGGCGUUGAUAAACUCCACGUCAUUGAACUGACUCCAGAAUCUGGACUUCAAGUUAGAAAAACUGUCGAUGUAACGUCUUCUGAAGCAGUAGGCGUCGCGGAAAACCACGAAUCGAUCGUCGUCGCGUCUUCUGAAGUUAUUCGUGUUCUUUCCGUCAAUUCGAAUCAUCACUCUUCAGCAAAACGAGUGAAAACGUCUUCAGAAAACGGAAAGAUAAUGGAGAACUCGAAACCAAAGAGAGUUUUCGCAAGAAAAAGUGAGAAGGAUUGGGAAAUUGUGCUGGUUGGAGAGGACUGCCGAAUCGAGUUCGUCACUGUUGAUGAGACAUCGAAUCUGGUCAACUCAGAAUGGGCUAGAGAAGGUGAGGAUAGGAAAUUUGUUCUAAAAAUACACAGAAAAAAUUCAGAAUCCCUCAUCAACACUGUCUCCGUGGAGAUGGUGGAUCUUCCAUUGUCCGAAAGUCAACAGAUGAUCGAGGACGAGUUUGAGGAGGCAGGAAACUUCUUCACCGCGUUCGCCCGUCGUAUUCACUCCCAAUGCGGUCAAUUGGUCAGAUUCUUCACCAAGAACGUUGAAAAAAUCAUCCACGUGGCGACGUCGAUCUCCAGAGAUGGCAAUGGAGUGUCGGAUUUCAUCAAUUCAGUGAGGACAGCUGGGCAAAUCGGCUCUGCUUCGUCUGGACCAUUCGAACGUGACUACUUCAACCUCAGAAAAGUGAUCAUUGUGGUCACUUCCUCAGGUACCGUGUUCGGUAUCGACAGUGCCGAUGGACAAUUUUUAUGGAAGAUGUGGCUUGGUGACUCUUUUUCGCCAUUGGAGAGUCAGUUGGAGCAGAAGAGAGUACCACUAUUUGUGCAAAGAACCACAGCUCACUAUCAGUUGGAUGGGCUCGCUUCUGUUGUAUUUAGUAAUCAGAUCACCCGAAACGGAGUCAUCGUGUCUUUCAACCCAAUGAUUGGAAAGGUGGAGUCUCGAAAUGAGCUGGGCUAUCCUGUCAAAAGAGUGACGGUUCUUCCAGUGCAUACUAAUAAGCAUAUCAAAACCUUCCCAUCGAUCACAUCUGAUGAGCUCACCGCCACCACGUCUUCUCUCUACCUCUUGGAUCUCCAACAGCAAUCUGUUCAAGGACUGAAAAUCGAUAUUUCUACACAGAAAAUUCAGCCAGUCUGGCAAGGAAACUUAGGAUUGACAUCAGAUGAUGAGAUUGUAGCUGUUAAGGGAAAAUCCUUCAAUCAAAAAGUCCACUCCCAAGGACGAGUGUUGGUCACCCGCGAGGUCCAAUACAAGUACGUCAACCCGAAUCUGGCUGCUGUCGCUUCGAUCAACAAAGCCAAUCAGCAUCUGACAAUCACUCUGGUGGAUAUAGUCACCGGCCAAGUGGUUCAUAGUGCUGCCAUCGGAAAGUCUGCCAAGCCGAUUCAUUUGGUUCAUUCGGAGAACUGGAUUGCGUAUACCUACUGGUCGGAAAAGGGACGUCGGACAGAGUUGGGAAUCAUCGAGUUGUACGAGGGAUCCGAGGAGAAUCAUACUCAACAGGAAACAUUCGACUCGAAGAUCGUCCAGAAGCUUCCUCCAGUGGUCGCCCAACAAAGUUACAUCUACGCUCAAGGAGUGGACGCAAUGAGUGUUUCAGAAACAGAACAAGGUCUGACCACUCGCUCCAUCCUCCUAGCCCAUCCCUCUGGUAACAUUCACGAAGUCUCCCGACGUCUUCUGGAUGCCAACCGCCCGAUGGAGUUGACGCAAGCGAUGCGAGAGGAAAUGAUGAUUGGAUACAUGCCAGAGAUCGCUGUGGCCACUGAGGAGAUGAUCAAUUACAAUCAGACAGUGCACAGAGUUCGAGGCAUCAAGACAAGUCCAUCCGGAUUGGAAUCCACGAGUUUAGUGUUGGCUUAUGGAACGGAUUUGUUCUUCACGAGGCUGGUGCCAAGUGGUACUUUUGAUAUUUUGAAAGUGAGGGAUUGUGACCUAGUUCAAAAACCUCUGACAUUUUGCUUUCAGGAUGACUUCGACCAUGUUCUAAUUUCUCUGGUGCUCACUGGCCUCGUCGUCGGCUCCUACGUAACCAAACGACUCGCCCGUUCCAAUGCUCUCGCCUCUCAAUGGUCCUAA